Trifolium pratense (red clover) is the source of this 2554-nucleotide messenger RNA. RefSeq names its product transcription factor GTE7-like. The coding region runs from base 268 to 1929 and encodes 553 amino acids. Gene Ontology annotation, molecular function: protein binding. NCBI's taxonomy places the organism in Eukaryota, Viridiplantae, Streptophyta, Magnoliopsida, Fabales, Fabaceae. The transcript has 4 exons. The record is from RefSeq and is a predicted model, not a curated record.
CUUUCAUUUCUCGCUCAGAUUUGGGUAAUAGAAAUUCCAAACCCCAACACGCUUCAUUUUCUCUCUCGUUAUCUUUCUCUAUAGGUCCAGAAAUCGUGUCUCCAACGGAAGCGCGUCAGUUUUCCAAACGGCGCGCAGAAUUCUUACCUGCGCGUGAUAGUACGUGUUCUUUCUAUUCAUAAUUUCAUAUCCUGUAUAAUCCGCAUUGAGAAUUUCAUACCGGAGAUGCACCGGAAUCUCACCGGACGGCGUUGAUUUUGCGGUUUUAUGGCAUCCGCUGUCUUAGCCAACCGGAACGAACCAAACUGGUCGCAGCAUAGUGGCGGUGGAGCAGGAUUCAUGAGUAAAGUUCCUUAUGCUAACCCUAACCCUAAAUUUGGUAACAAUAAUAAGAGGAAUCAAUCUCCUUCAGAUGAUGCUUCUUCAAUCAACCGGCGAUCCAAUGAUGUGGUUGUUAAUCAAUCACAAUACGUGACGUUCAACAUCCCAUCGUACUCAAAGACGGAGCUCAUGCAGCUCAAAAAUCGUCUCGUAUCGGAGCUAGAACAAAUUCGUCAGCUCAAGAUUCGAAUUGAAUCGGGCGAUUUUAAACCCAGGUCAAGCAAAAACGGUGGUGGUCCAACCAAAAAAUCAGCGAGCAAGAAAGUCUCCGGCAACAAACGACCUUUUCCGGCGGAGAGGGAGUUGCAGAGAUCGCAGUCUGAGAUUGGGGACGCGAUGAAGGCUUGUGGUGUGGUUUUGAAUAAGCUGAUGAAAAACAAAAUUGCUUGGAUCUUUAACACUCCUGUAAAUGUAACAGCGUUGGGUCUUCACGAUUACUACGAUAUAAUUAAGAAUCCUAUGGAUCUGGGUAGUGUGAAGGAAAAACUCGCCAAAAAUGCUUAUUCUACGCCAGCUGAUUUUGCUUAUGAUGUGCGGCUAACGUUCAACAAUGCUUUGACAUACAAUCCCGUUGGCCAUGAAGUUAACAUUGCGGCGAGGCAGUUUCUUUCCAAGUUUGAGGAGCUUUAUCGCCCUAUACACGAGAAAUUCGAUGAAGGUGAACGUGGCUUUGACGAUGAAGUGCAGGCCGCCAGUUCAUGGAACCAUGUUGAACCGGAGAGGGAGAGGGUCCCGGAGAGAGUCCCAGAGAGGGAGAGAGUCCCAGAGAGGGAGAGAGUCAAGAAGAAAGAUAAUCAUCCGAUUUCAAUCCCUCCUCCAGUAGCUAAACGGCUAGAGCCACUACCUGAGCCUGUUAGUACUUCUAACCAGCCAAGCACUUCAAAUCCACCAUUGGCACAGUCACAGUCGCCUGUACGCACACCUUCCCCAAUGCGGGCACCUCCGGUGAAGCACUUGAAGCAACCCAAGCCAAAGGCGAGGGAUCCAAAUAAGAGGGAAAUGAAUCUUGAGGAAAAGCACAAGUUGGGACUUGGGUUGCAGAUUUUGCCUCCAGAGAAAAUGGAACAAGUGGUGCAGAUCAUAAGGAAGAGAAAUGGGCAUUUGGAGCAAGAUGGGGAUGAGAUUGAGCUUGAUAUGGAAGCUGUUGACACAGAGACUCUAUGGGAACUUGAUCGUUUGGUUACUAAUUGGAAAAAGAUGGUGAGCAAGAUUAAGCGGCAAGCACUAAUGGAUAAUAAUAAUGUGCCUUCAAACAAAGGCAAUGGGGAAUUACCCGAUAGAGAGAAGGUUGAUGCAACCCCUCCAUCUGAUGGGAAGAAACAGAAGAAGAUUGAAACUGUUGACGAGGAUGUUGACAUUGGUGAUGAUAUGCCGGUGAACAAUUUCCCCCCUGUGGAGAUUGAGAAAGAUAAAGAAAUGGGUGGUACUGGUGACCAUGCUAGUAGUUCUGGUAGCUCCAGUAGUUCUGGUAGUGAUUCCUCAUCAAGUGGCUCGGAUUCUGGGAGUUCUUCGGGUAGCGAUUCUGAAGCAGACAAUGGACACUUGUAGUAGGGCAGGGGGUGUUUUGGAUCUAAUGGUCAUCUAGACCAAUGCCGGUGAACGGAUUAAGAAAUGUUUGUUUCGCCAGCAUAUCAUCGUAAUCCAAGCCGGCAGUGUUUGAGUGUGUGGGAUAGGGAGUAAUGGACACUAAUUAUUGGUUUUCAAUGUGAGAGUGGCUUGAUUGAGACUACAAGCACCUGCUGACAUUGGUGAAUGGUGGUGUAUAAAGGGUUUGGACAGUAAUCAAAAGCAGAUGUAAGACCAGAAAGUAGCAAGUAGUACGUGGUAGAAAUUUAUCUAGUAGAAUAGAGCCUUAUAAAAGGUGUUAUUCGACCUUAAAAAUAGAUGCUUAAGAAAGGUUAGGAAGAUAAUAGAUAGAAUUAGUGCUUUUAUGUGAUUACCUUUUAGUUGUCCACAUUACAGUAGUAGAUGAAUCACACCCUCCUUGACUUUGGAAUUGGAAUUUUUGUGGAUCUGCAAUUCAUUUUGUUGGGAUCGUUAAUUUUGAUGAAAGCCAUAUUUUUCAUGUUGUAUCUAUCUAGGAAAAUGCAAGCAAAAGUGAAAGAAAAAAAAACACAGCAUCCUCAUGAAAUGAAAGGAUUAUUUACAUAAUGAAAAUGUGAGUUGAUAUGUA